CAUUCAUCACUAGUAUAUACAAAAGAUAUUACAAAUAACAAGCUUGAUAUACAAGUAUAUGACCAUUGGAGUGACGAUACUGGCCAAGAUGCCUGGUUUACAGCAUCUUCUCUUCAUACCGUGUUUGAAAAUCUUGAUCCAAAGCCAAAAUGGAUAACAAUAAUGUUGGACAAUGGGCCUCACUAUCAUUGUACAGAAUUGAUGCUGAUAAUAGGUCAAUGGAAAGAAUGAUAUCACAAGCAAUAAAACGUCAUGUCAAACUGGGUUGUACAAUUGAAUCUGGUGAUGAUAUAGAGGCAGCAAUUCAUGAUAUUGCAGGAACAAAAGUUGCCAACUUGCUGCCAAAUCGUAAUCAAGGAAAAGAAAAAAUUGGUACAAUAGCUGGAAUUAAAAGUCUACAUGAAUGGACGUGGCCAGCUCAAGGAGAGGAUACAGGAUUCGUAUGUGCUAGGAUUUUGCCUGGAAUUGGAGAAUGGAAGAAAUGGUCUCCAGCUCAAAUAAAAAAAAUUCGAAAGCAGAGAAAAAAUGAAAAGCCCAAUCCAGAAUAUUCUACUCAUACAGAACCAUCUAAAAAAUGGACGUUACCUAUUGUUGUCAGUAAAGAUGAUUCUGUCACCAAUGAUGAAUUUUUGGAAUUGGAUCUUUUGAAUUCAAGUUUGAAUAGUAUGGAUAUUACAAAUGUAAUAGGAAGUUCAAAAAAGCAAAUUCACGAUGUAUUUGUAUCUGGGUGGGCCCUAAAAUCUAACAAGAAUUACAAGCGGGAAUCAUGGAAGUGAAUAUCUAAAAGUGCGAAACAUUUAUUAGAAAAUAUGUUUCAUACCGGAACAGCAAAUCCAAAUAACAAAUUUUCAGCUCAACAAAUGUAUGAGGAACUUGUGCGACGUGUUCAACUUGGAGAAUUAGACGAAAAUGAUGUACCUAA
Molecule: messenger RNA, 922 nt
Organism: Rhizophagus irregularis DAOM 181602=DAOM 197198
Lineage: Eukaryota; Fungi; Glomeromycota; Glomeromycetes; Glomerales; Glomeraceae
Source: RefSeq, a predicted model, not a curated record